Ambispora gerdemannii is the source of this 1379-nucleotide messenger RNA. NCBI's taxonomy places the organism in Eukaryota, Fungi, Glomeromycota, Glomeromycetes, Archaeosporales, Ambisporaceae. The record is from the annotation of a GenBank genome assembly.
AUGACAUUGAAGGGAAUGACAAAUGACAUUGAAGGAAUGACAAAUGAAAUUACAUUGAAAAAAUGGCAAAUUACAUUGAAAAAAAUGACAAAUGGCAUUGAAGGAAUGACAAAUGAAAUUACAUUGAAAAAAUUGCAAAUUACAUUGACAUUUAUUAACGCUAAUACUGCAGCGGGCGAUCCUAUGGAGGGUAUUGAGGCAACGAAACGAACGGACUUUACAAUAUUUUUACCAUUGAUAAAAAAUGUUGAAAAAUACGCGGAUAAAGUUGGAGAAUGUUAUGAAAAUGCCGAAUAUAAUAGAAGAGUUUGCAGUGUAUUACUGAAACGUGUUAAUAGCGCUGCAGGCGAAGUGAAGACUUUACGUCAACUAAAAAAUGAUCACAGUUGGUUUUUUGAAAAUAGUGAAAAUUAUUCAAUUUUUCAAGGAUUCGUUACAGUGAUCGAAAAAAUUCAAACUUUUGUUAUUGAUGUUUCACAGUUGCAAGGGGUCGGUAAAUACUUUAAUGAAUAUCGAGGCCCCGAAUUUUCGAUGCAUAGAAAAUUUUCUACUCUUAUUGGAGAAUUCGAAAGGUCCACAAAAGCACUUAACAAAGCGUUAAAGGGCCAGCUCUACUUUGGAAGUCCAAAAACAGAUCAAAACAACAAAGAUGAAGAAGCUAUAAAUUUGGACAUUCGUGAUAUGAAAAAUUAUAUUAGAAUUAUCGCUGGUGGUAUCGCAGACGGACAAAAGAUUUUAGAAGGAGUAGGAACUAUCGCUACUCUGAACAAAACUUUUCAGAGAAAAGAAAAUAUCGUUCUUUUUGAUGAAGUACUCGACGACGCAGUGCUUAAUAUCCAACACUUUCAGUAUACCGGCUUUAAAUACAAUAAAGUGUUCAAAUAUAUGAGAUACGAUGUCGAAGUCGCAUUCAAAGAAAUUGACGUUGAUAAAGAGACUCAAGAUAAUAUUAAAAAAGAAGUCACAAUCCUUAAGAAAUUAAAAGGAGCAGAGAAUAUAAUCGUGUUUCACGGAGUCAUAAUUGAGCCGAAUAAACAAACUGAGCCGAAUAGUAAAAUUAAAAUUUCUCUGGUAACCGAAUGGGCUACCGAAUCAAGUUUGAGGGAUUUCUAUCAAGAUAAAAGAUUGGAUUGGAGUCUACAAAUAAAAUUCGCUUUAGAUAUCUCUAGAGGAUUAACUUAUUUAAAAAGUGCCGAAAUUUUACAUCACGAUAUUCGCAGUCAAAAUAUUUUUAUCACAAAAGGCAAUCUACAACAACAAUAUACAGCAAAAAUCGGCAAUUUCGGUUUAAGUCGUGGUUUAAGAGAUGCUACUACAAAUAUUCGUGAAGGUGUCGAUAACGUUCGAUACAUGGCACCAGAGAAACUUAAAAAUAAUAA